GAACAGUAUUCCCAGUAUUCCAGAUACUACACAGGUUUUAAAUUUCUCCGGUAAUCAUCUUCCCAGUCUUCAGGAGGAUUUAUUUCUCUCUGCAGGGUUGAAUAAUCUUCAGGAACUGUUUCUGUCUCAUUCUCACCUGGAAACAAUAGAUAGAUUUUCUCUCCGUGGUUUGAGUAAUCUUGUUCGAUUGGACUUAAGUUAUAAUCUGAUAGGUUGGAUUCCUAGCCCAGCCUUUAUAUAUACCCCUCAACUCAGAGAACUAUUUAUCGCUCACAAUCCAAUAUCAUCAGUAGAAGAUUAUGAGUUUCAAAGUUUAGGAGAGUUGGUUAGAUUAGAUUUGACUGGAUGCAGUAUCUCUUAUAUUUCUCUAAGAGCCUUCUCUCCCCUACACAGACUUGAGAAACUACUUCUCAGCUCAAACAAGCUCAGAACUUUGUCUUCCGUUGUUCUGCUUCCUUUAUUUCAUCUUCAGACCCUUGAGUUGGAUCGGAAUCCCUGGAUCUGUGACUGUUCCUUGAGACCCACUGUACAGUGGGUUCUUGAGAACAAUAUUCCUCUCUCUAUCCCUCCAAUAUGUACAGGUCCAGAAUCCGUCAGAUAUAAGAGCUGGGACGUCCUAGGUUUAGAAGAAUUGAGCUGUCCUCCUGUAUCUGAAAUCAACGUAACUCAGAGCACAAGUCCAGCUACUGUAGGAGGGAAUAUAAGCCUGACCUGCAGCUAUACUGGUGACCCUACACCCACCUUAGCCUGGGUACAGGAGCAAAGAUCUGUGACAGUCGGAGAGAGAAUUUUGAUUUCAACAGAAACAAACGGAAAUACAGUGAGCAGUACAUUGGAUAUGUACAAACUUACGGAAGGACAGGCGGGCAGGUACACCUGUAUAGCUAGAAACACUGGAGGCUCAGCAGUAACAGCAUAUAAUGUUAAAGUUAUUGAUAUUAAACGGUUCUAUCAGAUUAUGAGAUUGAAGAUUUAUAUAAUUCUCUCAGUUGGUGGUUGCGUCUUACUCCUAUGUACAGCAGUAAUAAUCAUGUACAUGUACAAGAAGAGAAGAGGAGACAAGAAUAUAAAUAAAUUUCAUCAAGCAGAUUGUGAUGCACAAUGGACCCAUCUUAUACCUCAAACAGAAACUAGGAAUAGUAUUCAGUAUUCUGUGAACUUCUCAAAUCAUUACAAAUCAAAACCUCAGGCAUUCUUUAGAUCUGAAUAUUUAGCUGUUGCUAUGUCUGAUGAUGAUUUGCAGGAUUGUGAUCAGAAUGAGAUGAUGAAUCCUGGUGUGAGAACUGUACCCUGCAGGAUCCAAGCAGAGAAGACAAGUACACUGCCUGAUGUUCUAGAUAUUGAUCUGGUGGAGCCUAAAGUCCAGAGAAUUGGAAGGAAACUAGAAAUUAAUUCCUCGCCGUAUAAACUAAAUCUAAAGGAUAUAUCUUCAAACCAUACCUCGUCCGACCCAGCUACAGAUCAAGAUGUUAAGAGGAAUAUUAUUCCUGACGACAAAGAUGAUAAAAUAUUAAAAGAGUUGUUACCGGAUAUUGUUCAAAAUGAAGACUCUGAAAAAUAUGUUAAAGUUACAAAUGAGGAAGAGAACCAAAACAUCGACGGUAUUGUUUCUACUAAAAUUAGAUAUAAACGAUUUGACGAGGACUUUCUGGAACCAGUAUUAGGAUGUGAACGAUUUCAGAUUCGUCUAGUUGACGAAAAUUAUUCCACUUUGAAAACAAGGAAUAUCACAGAUCUAGACUUGGAUAAGAAAAGAGUUACUUUCUCAAUACCGGAGAGAUAUAUGAAAGAGUUUACACCAGACAGAGAGGAUAUAGACGGAGAGAGGAUCCUAAGCUUGGAAGAGGGAAAGAAAGAGGAGAAAAAGAAGGCAAAAAAGAAGAGAAAUAAGAUCAAUUCUUCCCCAGAAUCCAAACUUGGAGAUGAAAACAAAAUAUCAGCUGAAGAGUAUAAACAUCUAAUCCAGGAUCUGGCAAGAAUGAAGGAAGCAUGUGACCGACUAAAGCAGACAAACCUACGAGCUGAACUAGAAACCUUAAACCAAACCAUCAGUAAACUGGAAAAGUCGGGACUAAGUCAGAACGUUGGAAGUUUAAAGGAAAGAUACCAGUCUGUUAUAAGUAAAGUAGCUACAGCAAGGUUACCCAGCGAUCAAUGUGGACUUUCAAAAAUCUCUUUUUUAACUGAAAUCGAUGUAAUGGAUGAACAAUUUAUUGAUUUAACUUUGCGAAAAUAAAUAUUUUUUUUGUUUA
Molecule: messenger RNA, 2252 nt
Organism: Eurytemora carolleeae
Lineage: Eukaryota; Metazoa; Arthropoda; Copepoda; Calanoida; Temoridae
Exons: 29
Coding region: 839-2236 (465 amino acids)
Source: RefSeq, a predicted model, not a curated record